Molecule: messenger RNA, 2700 nt
Organism: Colletotrichum higginsianum IMI 349063
Lineage: Eukaryota; Fungi; Ascomycota; Sordariomycetes; Glomerellales; Glomerellaceae
Product: Mitogen-activated protein kinase kinase kinase
Exons: 2
Coding region: 1-2700 (899 amino acids)
Biological process (GO): protein phosphorylation; signal transduction
Molecular function (GO): protein kinase activity; protein binding; ATP binding
Source: RefSeq, a predicted model, not a curated record
AUGGCAAUGCUAGCCCCCAAAACCGCUUUCGCGCCGCCCCUGGGCUCCGGUAACCCCAUGAUGCCCAACCUUUCGGCCGGCUCCGUGCCGCCCUCACGACGUGCCCCUUCCGUUCCCAACCAGACAACCGCUUACGCGAGCCCGACCGAGUCUGAGUUUUCCGAGAGCGACGGCCCCGACGCCGUCAAGAACUGGGACGAAGACAAGGUCUGCGAGUACCUCAGGAGCGCCAAGUGCGGCGAGUACGAAAAGCUCUUUCGCAAGAACCAUAUCAAUGGCGAGAAUCUCCUUGAGCUCGACAAGGAUGUCCUCAAGGAGAUGGGCAUCGACAAGGUCGGCGAUCGCGUCCGAUUGUUCCUCGGCAUUAAGAAGUUGAGGACCAAGGCCUAUGCCAACCAGAAGAAACGGAAUAGAGAUUCGUUUGGUGGCCUCGACCAGUUCACGCCCUCUUCCGGCGGCUCGCCCCGCCCUUCUGCCUCUGCCACCCGCCCCGCCCCCGCCCCUUCCAUGAACAAACGCUACUCGAGACAAUACGACACCAUACCCCUUGAGAGCACUUCUUCCCGUCCCAACUCGCCCCUCCCCGGAUCCGAUGCUAUCCGACCCCUGCGCACGCGGUAUGGCCAAAGCCCCGGCUACGUGAGUACCGCCGGGCAGUCCGUCCCCCAACCCGGCCGAUUGGUAACUUCCCAUACCAGGAAUAACUCCAGUAUGGAUGGUUCACUGAUGGCUGGCUUACCGCAGAAUCAGGAUGUCAUCCGCGUCAUUUCCACUGGUGGUGUCACAAAAGUUGUCAAGAUCGCCGACUGCAACACGUGUGAAGAGGUCAUGCGAGUCACCCUUAGAAAGUUUGCCUUGCGGGAGGACCACGAGCGGAACUACUGUUUUUGGGUCCUGGCCGGCAUUGAGCCCGACCCCAAUCAGUGCCGUCGCCUCGGCGAUACUGAGCUCUGGCGCAUCAUCAAGGACCAGAAGCGCCCCGAGCGGAACCGCUUGAUUCUCCGCCGCGUUCCCGCCGGCGAGCCGGGCAUGCCUGAGCUCGAAAGAGCUGCGGGCAUCGCCAUCGAAGAGGCUCAGCAAAACCACAGCCGCGCCCUCGAGACCGUCGACAAGAGGAGCCAAAUGAAGGUCCAGAAGCUGCUCGGCGAGAGAUGGAACGAUGAGCUUCAACAUCCGCUUUCCCCCGUUUCCUUCCAUGACCGGGAGCGCAACGUCUACAACACAGCCAAGGAACUCGAGCGUCCCGCCUCCAACGACGGCCCCAGAUCGAGCGGCGGGCCGCGUAGGAAUAAGGGCCUUCUGCGGUCGUUCGGCGGUCUGCGCCCUCCCAGUGAGCUCAUCGCCUCCGACCUCACUUCAUACUUCCCCGACCACCCCAGAGAGGAGAUUGACCGGACCGCGCGCUUGUCCAUGAGACGAUCGACUCGCUUGAGCAAGGUGAACAGCCGUCUGAGCGUGGCAAGCAACCUGAGCUUCGCGUCCAGCAUCCAAGACGCUCCGCCCAUUCCCACCAUCGCGGACAGCUGGCUUCAUGCUGGUAGCGCCCCCAAGGCUCGUUCUGGCCUGCGUGUCGCCCAUUUCCGUGAUUCCGUUGCCUCUUCGGUACUUGGCACGUUGCAGGAGGAAUCGCCCGUGGAGCCGAACCGCAAGUCGUACGUGUCGUUUGCUGACAGCUCCGAUGGCGCUAGUGCGGCCGCUCUGAGCGUUACCGACCCGGAAGGCAACAUCACUCGACGUAGUUACUUUGAUGCCGACGGCUCCACCGGGUCGGGGUCUCUCAAGGAUCUUACGCAGGCACUAAACGAGGAUGGCGAAGAUGCCGACGAGGAGCUCGAGAGCUUUCUCGCGGGAGAGUCUUGGUCCGACGACAAGUGGAUGAAAGGAGCCAUGAUCGGCCAGGGCUCCUUUGGCUGCGUCUACCUAGCACUUCACGCUGUCACCGGUGAGCUUUUGGCGGUCAAGCAGGUUGAGGCGCCGGCGCCAGGUGCCAACAGCCAGAACGACGCGCGUAAGAAGAGCAUGAUUGAGGCCCUUAAGCGGGAAAUCAGUCUGCUCCGCGACCUCCGACACCCGAAUAUUGUUCAGUAUCUCGGUUGCAGCUCGUCGUCCGAGUACCUCAACAUUUUCCUCGAGUACGUCCCCGGUGGCUCGGUGCAAACCAUGCUCAACUCAUACGGUGCCCUGCCCGAGCCCCUCGUCCGCAGCUUCGUACGCCAGAUCCUCACGGGUCUAUCGUAUCUGCACGACCGCGAAAUCAUCCACAGAGACAUCAAGGGCGCCAACAUUCUUGUCGACAACAAGGGAACCAUCAAGAUUUCCGAUUUCGGGAUUUCCAAGAAGCUCGAGGCCACCAACAUACUCUCGGGGGCGAACAACAACAAGCACCGCCCUUCACUACAGGGGUCCGUAUUCUGGAUGGCCCCCGAAGUCGUCAAGCAGACUUCCUACACCCGCAAGGCCGACAUUUGGUCGUUGGGAUGCCUGGUUGUCGAGAUGAUGACGGGCACCCACCCUUACCCCGACUGCAGUCAGCUGCAAGCCAUCUUUAAGAUUGGCGGUGGCAAGGCCGCGCCCACGAUCCCGGAUCACGCAUCCGACGAAGCAAAGACAUUUCUUGCCCAGACGUUCGAGAUGGACCACAACCUGCGCCCAAGUGCGGACGAGUUGAUGCUCAGUCCCUUCCUGACUUCCAUCACAUGA